This is a messenger RNA of Ceratina calcarata, 12149 nucleotides long. It is a transcript of the gene sif, whose product is annotated as guanine nucleotide exchange factor still life. The coding region runs from base 631 to 7263 and encodes 2210 amino acids. Lineage: Eukaryota; Metazoa; Arthropoda; Insecta; Hymenoptera; Apidae. Gene Ontology annotation, biological process: activation of GTPase activity; small GTPase-mediated signal transduction. The record is from RefSeq and is a predicted model, not a curated record. The transcript is spliced from 32 exons. Gene Ontology annotation, molecular function: guanyl-nucleotide exchange factor activity; protein binding.
GGCGACUACGACGGCGACGACGACGACGGCGACGACGACGACGACGACGACGACGACGACGGCGACAACGACGGUGACAGCGAUCACCCUGCAUUUCCUCCACGCGAUCAUGUCAGGGACAAGCUGAUGAACUUUCGAACACCUGCAAUGAUGUGACAAUAAAGAUAUCUUCUCCUACACCCUUUCUCAUAUCGCGGGGUAUUGUCCCUGUUAUACAGUGCUUCCCAGAAUAAAACAAGAGAAUGAUACAAAUAUAAUCAUUGGUGACAUCGGUGAUUAAUUAAAAAAGAGGUGCCAAACGUCAACAGACGAGCCAAUCAAAGUGGAUACACAUCUUGAUAUUUCGCUAAACAUCGACAAUUAUUAAGGAAUAAGGAAGAAAUCUCAGAACAAGCAACAAGAAAUUGACCACUGACCGCAAAACGCACAGAACAUAACGAAUUCGAGUUCAAUAAGGAAAAGAAAAUUGAUUAAGGAUAGAAAAGGUGAUUGCUGUUGAAAAGACAGAGAGAGAGAGAGAGAGAGAGAGAGAGAGAGAGAGAGAGAGAAUAUAAGAAGGUAAAGAUCGGUAAGAGGUGGCGUGAAGUAAAAGGAAAAACACAGGUGGUAUAAGACAGUAACAAGAAUAGAAUGGGCAAUAAGCUGUCUUGCAGUUGUGCUCCUCUAAUAAAAAAAGCGUAUCGUUACGAGGAUUCACAUUCACCAUGGCAGGCUGGAGCGAGGAACGCAAUAGGCGGAAGCGGAGGUCGCAGGGGUGACACUGCCCACUUGCUCAGAUUAUGGGCUGAGGUAUUCCAUGUAAGUGCUAGUGGGGCAGGGACCGUGAAAUGGCAGCAGGUCUCCGAGGAUUUAGUUCCUGUAAAUAUCUCGUGCAUCCAAGAUUCACCGGAAUGCAUUUUCCAUAUUACAGCGUACAAUAGUCAAGUCGAUAAAAUUUUAGAUGUUCGAUUAGUUCAACCAGGUACGCGUAUCGGACAAGCAUCGGAGUGUUUCGUGUACUGGAAAGACACGAUGACCAACGAUACGUGGGGAUUGAAUUUUACUUCCCCGAUAGAUGCUAAGCAAUUCAGAGAAUGUUGCUCACCGUCGUUCAAGAUUUCAAGGAAAGCGUCCUCUUCUUACUCGUUGAAGCUCGAACCACCUAACAAACAAAAGAUCAAAACACGGAGAAAGCCCUUAUCGACGCCGGCGUCACCGAGUAGGUCCAGAGAGCCUCAGUGCACGUGCAUGACUCCGGAACAAUUCGCCAGAUUUCGAAGUCAAGAAGCCAGAUACCGAGGCUUUUGCACUACUUCUACACUUCCUCGAACUAUGGCCCGAUCCACGGAGGUGGAAAUGACACCGGGACGUGACAAAAUAACUACGGCAACAUCGAGUGCGUCUCUCUACGAUAACGUUAACAACACGAGCGCGACGCCGGGUAAGACACCGAAAGCUGGUGAAUCGAAGCAAAAGGAGAAACAGAAUGAGACGUGUCAGACAACACCGAAGACCGCGAACGUGGGCAUUGAAACUGUCACUGUUGGAUCGCAGAUCGAUAGUCCGGAGGAAAAGGACGUCGCUGUCUCUCCAAAAAGAUCGCAAAAGCAAAGCCAAGAUUUAUCCACUCAACAGAACGGCACCGAGAUGCUUAAGUCGGAGGGCACCCAAGCCGGUGGCACGUUGCAAAACAAAUCAUUGCGAAAGGAGCAAUUACAUCACACGAAGUCUGCCGAUUACACGGACCUGGAGAUGCAAAACGGCAAUAUUUUCAAUAUAGUGAAUAAUAAUCACAGCGGGAAGAAAUCAAAGAGCAAGAGCACCGAUGACAUGAGGAUCGAGAAUGCGCAAAACGGUGGGAUUAGCUUAGAUUCGAAUACACUGAAACGAAUGCUGAAACCAAUGUCGAGUAUCGAUAGUCCCGUAACAUCGCCCGAGAUGACCAGAAAGAGGCAUAGCCAUCAUAGUUAUCAUUAUCAUCCGAGCAAUAACAAUCAGAAGUACGUUAUGCAAGAGACUGAAAACGAAAAUUACGCGCAUCCAUAUCGAGCACCAUAUAGUAACAAGUUCCAGGCAUCUAGAAGCGUGCAUGACAUGGGACGCCAAUACACUGGCGGCAGAGGCAGGACCUAUUUAGAUUCGGAACGUAAUCGGUGCACAGGUGAUAUGUCGCCGCCGUCGGAUAAUGUAAUCUUCGAUAAUCAGUGUUACGCGACCACGCCGAGUUCGUCGAAUGGGAAUUCGGACAUGGAACAGCCGACUCACUGUAAUUCGCGUCGUUGCAAUAUAAACGGACAGAAUUAUCAACAACAGAACAUGCAAAUGCAAUCGGUAUCGACGCCUGGCAGCCCGACCAGCAGGUUGUUGCUCGAAUACGAGAUGCACCUGAGGAACACGUUGGCCAAGGGUAUGGAUGCUGAGAGCUAUAGUCUACGUACGUUCGAGGCACUUCUCACGCAGAGCAUGGAAAAUUUGGAAUUCGCCGAGAAUAUACCGUUAAACAUUCAACGCACACCCCAUGUUUCACGAAGACGUUCUAAUUCUAACAAGUCGUCUACAUUGCCACUAUCAUAUCGUUACAACAACGAGAGACAAAACAGCAAAGACAGAGAUGGAUACUAUAGCGAUCGAAAUGAAAUGAUCAGAGAGAAGAGGGACAGAGACAUCGACCGAGAUCGCGGAUAUCUCAGUGAUUAUAAUUCUAGAUGUGCCAGCUGUGUCGGGGAAUCUGCACGCGCGCAAUGGUUUCGACAUUCUGACGGGUGGCAAUCCGGCAGCUCGACACUUGGCUCCGGUGCUUCCAGUUCAAUGAAUCCCAGUUACAGCGGACACAAACGGGACUCUCCGUGGGAUUCUCUACCGUCAUUGAGACACGAGGGUAGCCUCAACGACAGCGGAUACAAAUCGAAUCGAACCGAUUCUUUGGAACAAAGGGGCACUUUCGACAGACAGGACAGCGUAAGGUCGGAUUACAUGUCCGACAGGGACGGUAGAUACGGAAUUGUUCAACAAGCUUCCCUGGAGAGCACAGACUCGAGACUUUGCUACUUAACGUCCUCAGAGCUACCUCCCGCCAAGCCCCGGACGAUAAUGGUAGAACCCAGAUGGUCGAAAAAAUGCAUGAAUAGUACAUUGAGUUUGUUGAAUCCGAUCAGCAGUUACGCGGACUUGGGAACGCUUCAUAAGAAACACUGCAGGAGGAUAUUUUGCUCGUGCAAGAAGCACAACGUGAGCAUAAUAUGCAUCAAUGAGGCGAGGAAGCUGUACUGGUUUCAUUGUAAGAACGUUCGCGAAAAGGUGAAUCUUGGUCUUGGCGACGGUUACUAUUACAAAUUGCUGAGGAUCGUUAAUGGUGCUUUGAACACUUGGGCUCAGCUCUACAUCGACGGUCUCAACGUCACUCGUAGAGAGAUCAUGUUCAAGAUAAACGGCACCGCAAAGAAAAAUAUGAAGCUCCUGAAGGAGGGUUGCUACUGUCAUUAUCAUCCGCACAUGACGGCAGACGCGUGCAACGCCGACUUUCUGAAAAAAGUCGUAAGUUUUUGGGCUGGUGAAGGCCUUAGGGGAUUACGCGACAAGCUUCGCGGUAUGACGAAUUAUGCUAAAAAGAUGUCCGAUGAUGACAGAAUGUCGCUAACCACUGCUGUCAGUGACGACGACGAUGGCGAGAGCGUUAUAAAUUCACCUUACCGAGGGAAACAGACUGGCACGGCUGCGGCUUCGUUCAAUUGCACGGGUGCAGUUCGAAAAGCUGGAUACCUAAGCGUGAAGAAAUGGCUGUUACGAAAGAAGCACCAAAUUGAACUCGCGAGAAAGAGGGGAUGGAAGGGCUACUGGGUUUGUCUGAAGGGCACUACGCUUCUAUUCUAUCCUUGCGAUUCGCAAGAAAGCAGAGCUAUGGAGGCUGCGCCCAAGCAUUUGAUCAUAGUCGAUGGCGCGAUCAUGCAACCGAUCCCGGAACACCCGAAACGAGAAUACAUAUUUUGCUUGAGCACUGCGUUCGGUGACGCUUACUUAUUCCAAGCACCGUGUCAAGUGGAACUCGAGAACUGGGUGAACAGCAUACAUUCGGCUUGUGCCGCCGCGUUCGCGCGUCAUCGCGGUAAAACUGGAACUCUUCAUUUAUUGCAGGAAGAAAUCUUUCGCUUAGAAAAGGCGAUAGAAUCGGAUCACAAAUUGAAGCAUAUGGCCGAUCUUCAGCAGUCCGUUGUGUCUGACGUGGAGACAAAACAGCAGAUCAACAGUCAGAUUGUUCAAUGGGAAGAGAAUCUGGAACGGCUUCAUUGCGAGCAAUUUCGUCUUAGGUGUUACAUGGCUAGUUUGCAAAGCGGCGAAUUACCUAAUCCGAAGAGUUUAUUGACGCACGUAUCCCGUGCCACGAAGCAGACGUUGAACAAAUUAGGCGUGUUCACCGUGUCGUCGUUUCACGCGUUCAUCUGCGCGCGGAGCCCUUCGCUACUGAACAAUCUGUUGGCCGGACGCGGGGCCACCAAGAGGAGACCGCCGUUGCUAUCGAGAUCCAACAGCGGCUCGAGUAGGAGAUCCCUUCAAAUUUCGUCCAGAGACGACGAAAAAACCGUGAAGGUGUGCGUACCAGAAAAUCAGCUGGUGUCCGUGUUUGUGCGCGAUGCUAUGACAGUAGAGGAGUUCCUUGCAAGUGCUUGCAACAGGAAGAAUCUAAAUCCGAUGGAACAUUUCGUUCGCGUGAAGAAACGACGCGACAUGGAAGAUCAUAACUAUUUCGUGCCGCAUAGAACCGACCUGAUAGAGACUUACUUGCAUACGCAUGAGAUUGUUGAAGUUUGCGCCAAAAUAUUGUAUCAAGUAGAAUUGCAAAGAAAUACUCUCGACCAAAUGUGGGGCUUCUCAGUGGAAGCGGAAUUGAUCGAGAAUUCAGAUCGACAAGAUGAAUUGUGCUGUUACGUUAGCAGGGUUGAAGAUAAGAGCGUGGCCAUGCAAAAUGGAAUCAUCAAAGGUGAUGAAAUAAUGGUGAUCAACGGUGCUAUAGUAAGCGAUUUAGAUAUGAUGUACUUGGAGAGUGUGCUGCAAGAAGAGGUCGGUUUAUGCAUGAUGAUGAGAUCCUCGCGAACCGAGCCACCGGAUCUCACGGGUAUAAUGAGAGUUACCGAUGAGAUAAUCGAGAGUUUGGUUUGCCCACCUCCACCCUCUGAUCCGCCAAUGAUAAGCGAAGAAAUGAUUUCUGGUUUAAUCGUCCCUAAACCUGGAUGGAGCAAGGAAAGUAUUCCACAAGAAUGUAGCACGACGACUCACAUAGAAAAUGGAAAACAGACGUCUCGCACAAAUUCGAUCGAGAUAGAAAAUUUAUUGAAGACCGCCGAACAAGUAACAGGAAUCUGUCGAUCACCCGGUGAAACGAGGAAGUCCAGCCCCACCGGAAGUGUUGUUAGUUCUCAUUCCCAAGCUAUGACGCCGAGUCGGCAAUUGAGCGAUGCUGAGAAGUUGAAGAAAGUUAUUCUAGAAUUAAUUGAGACUGAACGUACAUAUGUGAAGAAUUUAAAUAAUUUGUUGGAGAACUACUUAGAACCCCUUAAACGUGAAACCUUCCUAUCGAACGCAGAGAUAAACGCAUUGUUCGGGAACAUACAAGAGAUUGUUACGUUUCAACGACAGUUUCUACAAAAUCUCGAUCACGCGAUCGAGAUGGAAGUUGAUUUCAAUAAUUUUGACCAUCCUAGUCAAUUUAAGGGUGUCCUGUUUUCUAUUGGAAGUGCCUUCUUGUAUUACGUAAAUCAUUUCAAGUUGUACAGUUCGUUUUGUGCUAGCCAUUCAAAGGCGCAAAAGGUUUUACAUCCAAAUGAAGGAAAUCAAGCUUUACAAGAGUUCCUGCAAGCGAGAAAUCCAAAGCAGCAACAUUCGUCAACUUUAGAAUCAUACUUGAUAAAACCUAUUCAACGAAUAUUGAAAUAUCCUUUGUUGCUACAACAGCUCCGGAACCUAACUGACGAACGAAGCGAGGAGCAUCAACAUUUGAUCGAAGCGCUAAAAGGCAUGGAAAAAGUAGCGGAACACAUAAAUGAAAUGCAAAGAAUUCACGAAGAGUACGGAGCGAUCUUUGAUCAUUUGUUCAGACAACAUCAAAAAUCUUGCAAACAGCCGAUCGACUUAAGUCCUGGGGAUCUUUUGUACUAUGGAGGCGUUGAAUGGCUGAAUAUUUCCGAUUUUCUUGGUAAAAUCAAGAAAGGUCUGGAAUUACACGCGAUGUGUUUCGUAUUUAAAUCUGCCGUCGUAUUUCUGUGCAAGGAACGAUUAAGGCCAAAGAAGAAGCUCAUGGUACCCACGAAAACGAAUCCCAGCGAGGUAGAAAUAAUUCGUUAUCAAGUCUUGAUCCCCGUAACAGAAGUCCAAGUUAGAGCUAGUUCUGCCAAAGACAUGGAAUCGCAUUUCUUAUGGGAAUUGAUCCACUUAAGAAGUCAAUUACAAAGAAGAUCGGAGAAAGUAUACGUGCUCUCUAACAGCACGACAGAAUUUAGAAACGCAUUUUUGAGGACGAUUCGUCAAAUUAUUCGAGAAUCGGUACGAAAUAUGAGCAUACCGUCGACGAAACAGAACAUGAACCAACCACCGAUGACGAUUGCACCACGAAUGUCGACCGGACACAUCGAGAAAUUCGAAAAGCAGCCACCAAGUCAGGGACAAAACGGCAACGGUAGCAUCGCGACUACCGGUACCCUGUCCAAGAAAAUCGUUAAACCACAACUGCUCCCGACCUCGCAUAACGUAAAACGGAAAUACAGCCAAUCGAAGCAAGCGGUGGAGCACGAGAGCUCCGAGGACAAGGAUGCAGAGGAACCAACAGGAGCCGUGAUCAACCAACAGCAAACGACAUUUCGUUCCCGAAGCAAGACCAUAAGCGAUACGUCCGGCGAGGUAAAAGUCGAAAUGGAUUCGGGAACGAAAUCCGAGGGGGAGGAAGACUCGCAAGCUUUUUUAGGUGAGAAGAAGGCGAAUUUGGGCCGCACACCGAAUCAUUUGACUUUGAGCACCGCUUCAACCAUUUCAGCAGGAAGCACGGGUAGCCAGGCAAGGCUGAUCCAGUCCUCUCAUCAGCCGGAAAACUAUCAACCGAUCACAGUCAAGGAACUUGGUUCGCCGAUCUGGAAGCCACGGGAAUUACCCUCGCUCGGGGAGUCGACGACGUUGCCGCGUAAGGGUAAGUCGGGCAGCGAGUUCGGGGACAUAAGCUCGUCUCAUAGCGCCUCCCGAAAGUCUCUGAUAGAAAUCAAUAAUUGUGCUCAACAAUCUAACUGUAAUAACCAUGUUUAAAUUAAAUAGAUGUUAACUGAUUAACGAAGUAUCGAAUUAAGUUUAAAGAAACCGUGAAAUUAUUCGAUUAUCGUGUAAACUGUAAAGACUUAGCGCGCGCUUGCCGCCCACGCGGAAUCACGUACACAGUUAUUGUAACUUUGAUCGUUACGCGUUUCCAUGCUUCCUUAUUCUCGUUUGUCUUCCAAACGCAACGCCAAGCGUCGCGCCGCAACUUUUUCUCUGUACAACGAACGAUACUCGAUUGUUAAAUGGGAGAAAAUGUUGAAAAUACGAAAGUGUUACUUUUUAACGGAAAAGAAUUUCCCUCGGACCGGAAAGGGAACGUGCCGCUACGAAAAUUGUAUAACGCGGUCGAUGAGGAUCUUCAAGAUCAUCUUCGGACUCCUCAUUCAAGCAAUACUGUUCUACCCACCGAUCUCACUGUACUAUAGUAAUCAAAAUCAAACAACAAUAUUGCUCAACUAGCAAUGCUAGUAUAGAGUAACGAGUUUGGUAAAAUUCUAUCUACUAUCAUCACCACCAUUCAACCAACACUCCUACUACUGCUUGUACUACUUCUACUACUUCCGCUACUUUUAAUACUUCUGCUACUCUUGCUAUCAUCACUACUACUCUACUACUACCGCUUCUGCUGCUACUAUGAUGAUUCUGCAUGUCAUCCACGCAAGUACGAGCUGCGAUGAAUGUUCAAGACGGCAUAGAUUUUUCAAAUAUUUCUGUAAAAUAUAACCAUUCAUUUUUAUUCGAUUUUAAUCCACCAAGUGUAAUUAGUUUCACAACUCUCUUCUCCACGUGGACGGCAAUGCGCAAUAAACUCUGUAUAUAAUGUAAUAUUGAUACUAUCAAUAUUGUCAUUAUUAUUGUCGUCGUCGUCACCAUGAUCAUCCUCUCAUAUUCGUAUUAUACUCCAUGUCAUGAUUAUUUUCAUGUGUAUUUUUAAUACCAUUACUCCUUAAAUUUGUUUAUCAUUCGUUAUCACUGUCGCAAUUGUUGCCAAAAUCCCCUUAUUACUUUGAAUUAUUAUGAUUACCAUCAUCGUUACUUAUUCUAUUAUUAUUGUUGUUAUUGCGUAUUAGUGAUAUUACUAGUUCUAUUAUUGGUUUGUAUAGACAGCUUACCGUUACUAAUAUCUAUUACCAUAAUCAUGGUUAUCGUCAUCACCGUCAUUGUAUUCAUUGUUAAACGAUAAAACGUCGCUACGGUGGGCGAAAAAAAUCAAGACAUUAUAUAUGAAAUGUCCACAAAAAAAAAGAGAAAUUAAGAACGAACGACGACAUUGACGAGGAGAUUUAGUGAUGAAAUAAGAACAUUUAACGAAAUAAGUCGUGUGUACAUAUGUACGUGUGUGUAUGUGCGUACAUGCGUUGGGUACCUGUCGUGUACGCAUACGUCUGUACCUGCAGUGGCACACAGAGCAUAUAGAUACAUUUGUAUACAUGCGUAUCUGUAUACAUAUGUACAUACAUAUAUACGUGUAUCGCAUCGAGGGACACGGUCUUCCACAUGUUUCGAACACAUUUUGGGCUCGAGUAUUCUAUUCUCGUUAUAGGAAAUUUUAUUUUUAACGUUACUUAUAAACUACGAUUGGUGGGUCAGGAUAUUCGAGGCUAAAAACACGAAACGGGAGAUGUCAAUUUGCGCGUGGCCAUUGUUCGCAUAUGCGGUGAACAAUAAAUUGUGUACCUAAGCAUACCAAGCGUGAUGGUAUUAAUCGAAAUCGUUGAAGCAGCGUACGCGUUCAAGAUCCAGUAUUAAAUAAAUGAAACUAUGUGGAACACCGUCGUAGCGUCGGCGAUAUAUAAAUACAACAAGAGUUAACAAAUACUUGACGUAUAAUGCAUUGUUAACGAAUGCUAAGUGAUAAGUUAACACGAUAUUAAGUGAUUAAUACUUGUAAAUUAGAAAACAGAAAGUAUAUCUAUAUCUAUAUCUACAUCUAUAUCUAUAUACAUAUACGUAUACAUAUAUAUACAUAUAUGUAUGUACGCAUAUAUUUGUCUACGCAGACGAAUAUCUGCAACACAUGCAACACGAGAUAAGAUACACACACACGUAUAAUAUAUAUGCGUAUGUGCCUGCGUGAACGCGUUCGUGGGUGUGUGUAUAUUGUAUAAUAGGCGUAUACAUAAUAUGUAGGAUGAGAGUAAACGGUUGUUCGCAAAUUCGAUGAUAUACUCUGAACGAAACGAAAGAUCAUACCUUCCUUCAUGCGUCCCGUUCUUUUCCUUUCCUACUCCUGCCAAUAAGCUAGAGAGAUUUGCCUACCCGUAGGACGUAGAGUAAGUUAGGUAGUAUGAGAAACGAGCACCAAAAUUUCUGAACAACACUUUGGAUCAUCCUAUAUAUACAUAAUAUAUAUAUACACGUGUACACAUACGUGUUACCUGUAUGAGUGACACGCAGAAUCGAGCUAUCAUUUGUACAUUUUUUUUGUUACCGUUCCAAAACGCAACAUUACGAAAAUUCGAUCGUGUUGAAUCAUAAAUAUUUGCUCUUUUAACCAGUCUUAGUUCCAGCCUACGUCAAUUUCAAACACGAUCGCCGAAAUGCGUAAAUUACCGCAAUACAUUUCCUUGUUUACUUGUAUAGUGCCAUAAUUAUGUAAAAUUUAUAAUACGUAAACUCUUUGUACACGUUUUUAUCACGUUCGACACUUCCAAUUUAAAUACUAAUCUUUUAAUAUAAGAAAUUUCGGACUACCAAUCGCUCCAUAUGAUUUCACGUAAUGGGAAUAACGGCGAAAAGGAGUUACAUUAUAAUUAAUUUUGAGAAGAAAGAGAAAAGAGCACAAUUCAAUUCGACUUAAGGCGUCUAAUGAAAAAGAAAAAACGAUUGAACUUUGUUUCAGUGGACGUUUCAAUGAAUUCGAUAGUUAUCUUAUCUUGUCAAAUAACAGAAUCGCGUUAUUAAUACAUUUAUCGGAAGAAAAGUUAUUCACAUUGAGAAUGAUAGAUCACCACGUUUCGAGGAUCGAUUGAUAAGAGAACAAUGUCAUUAUAUUAUCUCCUUCGUCUACAAAAUUUUUCGUCGUCGCCUCGAACCGUCGCACAGGUGUGCUCUUUUUUUUCUCAUCCGACAUGUAAUAAAUACUCGCGCACACAUUUAUUGAACGUAUGCACACACUUACACAGACAACCACAUGAUCGCACACGUGCGCAUAUACAUAAAAAAUACUUAACGUAAAAUAAGAUAUCGAUUAAAAUACUUCACCACGGAGAAGAAAUAAUAAGAUACCUACUUAUAUAUAUAUCGAUUACUAUAGAUGUCAUAAUGUGCGAAUUUCAAAAUCUACAGGAGACCUUCUGUUGCUCGAAUUAUUGCAUUGUCUACUAUAUACAUAUAUAUAUAAAAAAAUUUUAUUGUAUAAAUUUCGUCGAGGCGCGUCUCCGAGCGUAAAAAAAAAAGGUAAAGAAUUAAAAAGAAAACGUCGACGUUCCCGUUUUUCUCGAACCGCGUGAACUUAUCCUGCGAGAUAAGACUCUUCCUUUGAACGAUACCUCAUUUGGAAUAAAAUAUAAAACGAUAAAUAAUUUGCAGCGUCGCGAAAAUGUAGGAAACAGCCGAAGUCCAAUGAGAGAGACAUCAAACACGUGAAUGUUUAAACUACUUUUCCAUAGUUUUACAAAAGAUCGAGUUCGACUUUGUAGAGCGUCAAUCAAGAUAAGGUAACUGUAACAAUUGCGAAUACGAAAAAAUGUGAAAAUUUUCGAACGUUCAAUAUUAGUAUUUACGUACGUCCCUGCAUUUAUAUGUGACAAUCAAUGGGAAACUUACUUAGAUCGACGUCUUUUGUGUUUUAAAAUUAGGGGUGAAGGAAGAUGGAGACGAUAGUUAUCACGAUGUACGUGUUUAAAAAAUGUUAGUUAAAUCUUGAUAAUGAUAAGAACGAAAUCGACAAACGGGGGAGAAUGGGAACAAGUAAAUGAUCAAAGACCGGCGCAUCUGAUUAGGCGCCUAGAAAGAAAGAGAAAUUAGGAGAAUCGCAAAGUUCCUGAAGAUUUAAACACGCAACGCGGUACACGUGUAAGAAAAAUCGCUGGGACGCUCGACAAGACACUCUAGCUCGGAGACGUAUCUUAAUACAUAGUUGGCCUAGUAACGAGUUUCAUAUUUUUCGCCCCCGAUCGCAGUAAAAAUCGUCGAACGAUUAUCAUCUAUUAUACAAUAUUAUUGACAUUAUCCACAAAUUUUAUUGAAAUAAACUUUAUCGACACCGUUGAACAUAAUAUACUUAAAUUAUGACAAUUUCGAUAUUGUUAUAUACGGGCACCGAGUAUGUAUAUCGUGGAAAGGGAUAACGGAGAGUGAAGGAAGCAGGCGUGAAAGAGAGAAGGGAGGUACAGAGAGAAAGAGGGUGAAAUAGAUGAAUCAGUGAGCGACAGUUGAACGUAUGCGUAUCCGUGUGUGAAAGAACAGAAAAUGAGAGAGAAAGAAAAGAGGAGGUCGAAAGGAUAAAUCCUUGAGGUGGGUGCGAAUCCAAAGAUUUUAAACGAUUGAUAGAAUAACUAUACAAUUGUAUAAGCGGGGAUAAAAUAUUACGAUAAAAGUUCGAGAUAAAAUGGAACAGGGUGGGCUGGUCAUGUUUAAAACGAAACGAAGAGACAGUUAAAAUACAGUCUUUCUAUAUUCCUUUUCCUUUUCAUUAACGUGCGGUCAAUCAGAAAUGAAGAAAACGAAAUCGCCCGCGUAUAAACACGCGAACGCAAUGUAAACGUGUUAAUUACGCGUUCCCAUCUAUUGUGUACUUAUAUAUUAGUAAUGAACAUUAUAAUUACGAUAAUUCCUGUAUUUAUUGUUAUUGUUCCUCGGUUAUGCGGAAAUGUUCAAGAGUGAUCCAUUUGUACAAUCAUUGAGUCAUUAAAAUAUGAUUAUUCAGUAUUGAA